UUUAUUCCCAUCCCUGCAUCCCUCUCAUUUCUUCCCCACUCCCCCGGACCUUCCGGCAUCUUUGGAUCUUUGCUCCUUCCUUCCCACCCCCGGAACUCUCAGCAUCCCCUCAUCCUCAUUAUUUAUUCCCCAUCCCGCAUCCUCUUCAGGAGCCGCUCCGUAUCCUCUCCGUAUCCCUUCCGUGUCUCCUCCUCCUCCUCCUUCUUCUCCGGGCUCGGAAAACCCAGCAGGAGGUGACGAGGAGAGGGUCACAUCCUGCCUUGAGCCCAACCCUCCUGGGCUUUGCCGGCUCCAGCCAUGCUCCGGUGCUUGCUCCAACGAGCCGCCCUCCUUCCCAACUUGGAAAAGAGGGAGAAGCAAAGCGAUCCGGUGGCCAGCUUGACCUUCCGAGGGGUGAAGAAGAGGACUAAAGUCAUCAAGAACAACAUCAACCCAGUAUGGAACGAGGGCUUCGAGUGGGACCUGAAGGGAACUCCUUUGGACCCCAACGCUGAGCUCACCGUUGUCGUCAAAGACCAUGAGACCGUGGGGAGAAACCGGUUUCUGGGAGAAGCUCACGUGCCGCUGCGAGAUGUCCUCUCCUCGCCCAGCCUGGCCGCCUCCUACAACCUCCCCUUGUUGGACACCAGGAGGCAGAGCACCGGGGCUUUCCUCAUGCUGCAAGUGUCCUACGUCCCUCCACCCGGAGCCGCUCCCGUCUUCCCUCCUGCGGCUCCUCCCGAGGCGGCGCCGGCCACCGCGGAGCCCGAGGUGGUCCCGGAGGCGACCGUCGAGGAGGAGAUGGAGGAUCAGGUGGUGACGGGAGAUGAGACGGAGCCGUCCUCCUCCUCGGGGCCACCGGGCUCUGAGCCACCAUCGCUGCCCAGGAAGCCGCCCGUGCCCCACGUCCAAGGGGUGAAGCGCAGGAGAAGCUCCCCCAGAAAGCCUCUCUCCACCAAACCGCAGGACUUCCAGAUCAGGGUGAGGGUCAUUGAGGGCCGGCAGCUGCCCGGGGUCAACAUCAGACCCGUGGUGAAGGUGACAACCGCCGGGCAGACCAAGAGGACGAGGAUCCGCAAAGGCAACAGCCCCUUCUUCGAUGAGACCUUCUUCUUCAACGUCUUCGAGUCACCAGCCGAGCUGUUCGACCUUCCCAUCUUCAUCACGGUGGUGGACUCUCGGUCCUUCCGGAUGGAUUCGGUCAUCGGGGAGUUUCGGAUGGACGUCGAGAGCGUUUACAUGGAGCCGAAACAUGCUUUCCUCAGGAAGUGGCUCUUGCUCUCCGACCCAGAGGACUUCUCGGCGGGGGCCAAGGGCUACCUGAAGGUCAGCCUCUUCGUGCUGGGCCCUGGAGAUGAAGCUCCUCUGGAGAAGAAGGACGUUUCUGAAGACAAGGAAGACAUCGAAGGCAACGUCCUGCGCCCCACCGGGGUCACCUUGAGAGGAGCUCACUUCUGCUUGAAGAUCUUCAAAGCUGAAGACUUGCCCCAGAUGGAUGACGCCGUCAUGGACAACGUCAGGCAGGUCUUUGGCUUUGAGAGCAACAAGAAGAACCUGGUGGAUCCCUUUGUGGAAGUCAGCUUCGCCGGGAAGACGCUCUACUCGAGGAUCCUGGAGAAGAACGCCAACCCGCAGUGGAACCAAAGCCUGACGCUGCCGGCCAUGUUCCCCUCCAUGUGUGAGAAGAUGAGGAUCCGGGUGACCGACUGGGACCGUCUGACCCACAAUGACGUCAUCGGCACCGCCUCCCUCUGCAUGUCCAAGAUCUCGGCCCCCGGUGGGGAGCUGGAGGUGGACGAUGGGCUUGGGUUCCUGCCGACCUUCGGUCCGUGCUACGUCAACCUCUACGGGAGCCCCCGGGAGUUCUCCGGUUUCCCCGAUCCGUACGAGACCCUCAACUUGGGAAAGGGCGAGGGAGUGGCGUAUCGUGGCAGGAUCCUGGUGGAGCUGGAGACCAAGCUGGUGGAGCACGUGGAGCAGAAGGUGGAGGACAUUUCCGCCGAUGACAUCCUGCGGGUGGAGAAGUACCUUCGGCGCCGGAAGUACUCCCUCUUCGCUGCCUUCUACUCGGCCACCAUGCUCCAAGACGUGGACGAUGCCAUCCAGUUCGAGGUCAGCAUCGGCAACUACGGCAACAAGUUUGACACCACGUGUCUGCCGUUGGCCUCCACCACGCAGUACAGCCGCGCCGUCUUCGAUGGUUGUCAGUACUACUACCUGCCCUGGGGCAACGUGAAGCCCGUGGUGGUCUUGUCGUCCUUCUGGGAAGACAUCAGCCAUCGAACCGACGCUCAGAACCUUCUCCAGCAGGCGGCAGACGCGCUGGAGGCAAACCUGGAGAAGGUCCACCUUGCCAUCAAGGCCAAGCACCCGCCGAGUGAGCUGGACGUGCUGGGUGCUCAGCUGCUGGAGGACGUCAUCGCCCACUGCAGCCUGACCCUGCCCGAUGUCCUGGGGAAGCCGGGCAGCACCCACCUGGACCAGAACAUCUACCGCUUCCGCAGCACCAACCUGGAGCAGAUCGUGAAGGCCGCCCUGAAGCUCAAGCACGAGGACGCCAGCCUGGCGGUGGCCCUGGAGCAGGCGGAGGACUGGUUGUCCAGGCUGAAGGCCAUGGCAGAGGAGCCCCAAAACAGCCUUCCUGACAUCGUCAUUUGGAUGCUUCAAGGAGACAAACGUGUCGCCUACGCCCGCGUGCCCGCCCGGGAAGUCCUCUUCUCCAGGAACAUCUCCAGCUGCUGCGGCAAGAACUGUGGGAAGCUGCAGACCAUCUUCCUGAAGUACCCCCAGGAGGAGACCAUGGGGCCGAAGAUCCCGGCCCAGCUCCGAGUCCUGCUCUGGUUUGGGCUGUCCAUCGAUGAGAAGGAGUUCAACCAAUUUGCCGAGGGGAAGCUCUCCGUCUUUGCCGAAACCUACGAGAACCAAACCAAACUGGCGCUGGUGGGCAACUGGGGCACCACCGGCCUGACCUACCCCAAGUAUUCGGAUGUCACCGGCAAGAUCAAGCUGCCCAAGGACAGCUUCCGCCCCUCCACGGGCUGGACCUGGGCUGGAGACUGGUUCAUCUGCCCGGAGAAGACGUUGCUCCACGACGUGGACGCCGGGCACCUGAGCUUCGUGGAGGAGGUGUUUGAGAACCAGGUCCGUCUGCCUGGAGGCCAAUGGAUCCACAUGACCGAAGCCUACAGCGACGUGAACGGGGAGAAGGUCCUGCCCAAGGAGGAGAUUGAGUGUCCUCCAGGCUGGAAAUGGGAAGAUAUAGAGUGGGACACCGACCUCAACAGAGCUGUGGAUGAGAAAGGCUGGGAGUAUGGCAUCACCAUCCCACCGGACCGCAAGCCCAAGGCCUGGGUGCCGGCUGAGAAGAUGUACCACACCAACCGGCGACGGCGCUGGGUGCGGCUCCGCCGGAGGGACCUCACGCAGAUGGAGACCAUGAGGAAGCACAAGCAGGAGGAGCUGGAUGGCGAAGGUUGGGAAUACGCCUCGCUCUUUGGUUGGCGCUUCCACCUCAAGUAUCGCCGGACCGACACCUUCCGCCGGCGCCGCUGGAGGCGCAGGAUGGAGCCCCUGGAGCGCACGGGCGCCGCCGCCGUCUUCGCCUUGGAGGGAGCCCUGGGGGGAGUGACAGACGACAAGAGCGAUGAUGGCAAAUCCAUCUCCACCCUCAGUUUUGGUGUCAACAGACCCACCAUCUCCUGCAUAUUUGACUGUGGGAACCGAUACCACCUCCGCUGCUACAUGUACCAAGCUCGGGAUCUGAUCGCCAUGGACAAGGACAGCUUCUCAGAUCCUUAUGCCAUUGUCUCCUUCCUCCACCAAAGCCAGAAGACGGUGGUGAUCAAGAACACCUUGAACCCCACCUGGGACCAGACACUCAUCUUCUACGAGAUAGAGAUCUUUGGAGACCCUGAGAACGUGUCUGACUCUCCUCCCAACAUCGUGGUGGAGAUCUAUGACCACGACACCUACGGUGCCGAUGAGUUCAUGGGGCGCUGUAUCUGCAGGCCCAGCCUGGCGCGGUCACCACGGCUCUCCUGGCACCCGGUCGUCAAGGCCAACAGAAACGUUGGGGAGCUGCUGGCUGCCUUCGAGCUGAUUCAGAGGGAGAAGCCGGCUGUCCAUCACAUCCCCGGCUUCGAGGUAACGUCUUUCUCCUCUUUCCUGGACGAGUCCGCGGACUCAGACCUGCCGUACCCCCCACCCCAGCGGGAGCCCAACAUCUACAUGGUCCCUCAAGGGAUCAAACCGGUCCUGCAGCGCACGGCCAUCGAGGUCCUGGCCUGGGGGCUGAGGAACCUCAAGAGCUACCAGCUGGCCAGCGUCACCUCUCCCAGCCUGGUGGUGGAGUGUGGAGGCCAGCUGGUGCAGUCCUGUGUCAUCAAGAAUGUCAAGAAGAACCCCAACUUUGACAUCUGCGUGCUCUUCAUGGAAGUGCGUCUGCCCAAGGAGAGCCUCUACAGUCCCCCCAUCGUCGUCAAAGUCAUCGACAAUAGGCCCUUCGGCCGAAGGCCUGUGGUGGGGCAGUGCACCAUCCGCUCGCUGGAGGACUUCUACUGCAACCCCUACCACGAGGAGAUGGACGGUCCCCAGGAGCACGCCGAUGACGUGAGCCUCACGCCCAGGGAUGAUGUCCUCAUUGACAUCGAUGACAAAGAGCCCCUCAUUCCUGUCCAGCUUGCAGAAGGUCUGACCACCUCGGCAUUAAUUAACAUCGCAGCUUCUCGGGCCCAGGCUCAUGAGGAAGAAUUCAUUGACUGGUGGAGCAAGUUCUACGCCUCCACCGGGGAGAGGGAGAAAUGUGGCUGCUAUUUGGAGAAGGGCUUCGACACCCUGAAGGUCUACGAGACAGAGCUGGAGAACGUGGAGGACUUCGAGUGUCUCUCUGACUUCUGCCACACCUUCAAGCUGUAUCGCGGCCGCUCGCAGGACUCAAAUGACGACCCCUCAAUUGUGGGGGAGUUCAAGGGCUCCUUCAAGAUUUACCCUCUCCCCGACGACCCGCGAGUCCCAGUGCCACCUCGGCAGUUCCACCAGCUGCCGGCCAGAGGACCUCAGGAGUGUCUUGUCAGGGUCUACAUCAUCCGGGCCUUUGAUCUCCAACCCAAGGACGCCAAUGGGAAGUGCGAUCCCUACGUGAAGGUCUCAGUGGGAAAGAAAUCCAUGAAUGACCAAGAAAAUUACAUCCCCUGCACGUUGGAGCCGGUCUUCGGAAAGAUGUUUGAGCUGAGCUGCACUCUGCCCCUGGAGAAGGACUUGAAGAUCACCCUCUAUGACUACGACCUCCUGUCGAAGGAUGAGAAGAUUGGGGAGACCGUCAUAGACCUGGAGAACCGGUUCCUGUCAAAAUACGGGGCGCGCUGUGGCCUCCCUCAAACGUACUGCGUCUCUGGACCCAACCAGUGGCGAGACCAACUCCGUCCUUCCCAGCUGCUCCACCUCUUCUCUCUGCAACACAACUACAAGGCUCCAACCUACAAGUCCGACCGGGUCAUCUUCAGGGAACAAGAGUACAUCCUCUCCGAACUGGAGGACGGCAAACCCCUCAACCCCCACCUGGGGCCCGUGGAGGAGCGUCUCGCCCUGUACGUGCUGCGGAAGCAAGGCUUGGUGCCGGAGCAUGUGGAGACGAGACGUCUUUACAGCCCUCUCCAGCCGGAGAUUGAGCAGGGAAAGCUACAGAUGUGGGUGGACCUGUUCCCGAAAUCUCUGGGUCAACCUGGUCCCCCUUUCAACAUCACUCCGCGCAAAGCCAAGAGGUUCUACUUGCGCUGCAUCAUCUGGAACACCAAAGAUGUCAUCCUGGAUGACCUCAGCAUCACUGGAGAGAAGAUGAGUGACAUCUACGUCAAAGGCUGGCUGGUGGGCCACGAGGAGAACAAGCAGAAGACAGACGUGCACUACAGGUCUAUGGGAGGAGAGGGCAACUUCAACUGGAGAUUCAUCUUCCCCUUUGACUAUCUCCCAGCUGAGCAAAUGUGUUACGUCGCCAAGAAGGAGCACUUCUGGAGCUUGGACAAAACAGAAAAUAAGAUUCCACCACAGCUUAUCUUCCAGAUCUGGGACAAUGACAAGUUCUCCUUCGAUGACUAUUUGGGCUCCAUUCAGAUGGAUCUCAACAGGAUGCCCAAACCUGCCAAGACGGCUGAGAAGUGCUCCUUAGAGCUCAUAGAUGAGACCUUGGCUUCGAGUCGCUUUGUGUCUCUCUUUGAGCAGAAAACUGUCAAGGGGUGGUGGCCCUGUGUUGCUGAGCAGGAUCAGAAGAAGAUCCUGGCGGGCAAGUUGGAAAUGACCUUGGAAAUUGUGGCAGAGCAAGAGCAUGACGAGCGGCCAGCUGGCAUGGGUCGGGAUGAGCCCAAUAUGAACCCCAAGCUGGAGGACCCCAAGCGCCCAGAGACCUCCUUCUUGUGGUUCACUUCUCCAUUCAAGACCAUGAAGUACAUCCUGUGGCGGCGGUACAAGUGGGUGGUUAUCCUGGCCAUCGUGCUCUUCAUUUUGCUGCUCUUCCUGGGAAUCUUCAUCUACGCCUUCCCGAACUACGCUGCUAUGAAGCUGGUGAAACCUUUCAACUGAAGCUACGCUUGAAGACACCUGGAAGGUCCCGUGUCAGCCCAGGGAGCUUGGAAAGAAGCUGUGGCUCUGCUCUGGAUCGCAGAUGGAGACGCAGAAGGGAGAACCUCUCCCAAGCCAUUGGCUGAUCCCACUCACCUUGGAAGCAGCACGUAAAAAAAUUACCUGUUUGGAACUAUUUCUUCCGAUACAUCCUUAUCUGUUGUCCUUUUUUUUGGUUGGGGUUGAGCUGCUCUGAUUUGUAACGCUGGAAUUCCAGUUCAGAAGAGGGUGAAGGACAGAAGGACCUCAUCACAGACAGUUGUCUUCUUGUUAUCACAGCUUCUUGUCCCUCUGAGCUCCUCUUUCACCUCAACCAUCCCACGUGCCCCCUUCCAAACCGAUGUGUGGUGGCAGAAAGUGGAGUUGGGCUGAGCUCAGAACGAUCCCAGGAGCAAAGCUGUGCCCAUGGAUUUUGCUUUUCUCCUCUCUCACAGACAGUUGUCUUCUUGUCAUCACAGCUUCUUGUCCCUCUGAGCUCCUCUUUCACCUCAACC
Messenger RNA from Cuculus canorus (common cuckoo), 7085 nucleotides. RefSeq names its product dysferlin (gene DYSF). The coding region runs from base 298 to 6552 and encodes 2084 amino acids. Gene Ontology annotation, molecular function: calcium ion binding; calcium-dependent phospholipid binding. Lineage: Eukaryota; Metazoa; Chordata; Aves; Cuculiformes; Cuculidae. The record is from RefSeq and is a predicted model, not a curated record. Gene Ontology annotation, biological process: plasma membrane repair; macrophage activation involved in immune response; monocyte activation involved in immune response. Gene Ontology annotation, cellular component: membrane; T-tubule; cytoplasmic vesicle. The transcript has 55 exons.